Branchiostoma floridae (Florida lancelet) is the source of this 699-nucleotide messenger RNA. Its product is annotated as ATP synthase subunit delta, mitochondrial-like. Gene Ontology annotation, molecular function: proton-transporting ATP synthase activity, rotational mechanism. Gene Ontology annotation, biological process: proton motive force-driven ATP synthesis. The record is from RefSeq and is a predicted model, not a curated record. Lineage: Eukaryota; Metazoa; Chordata; Leptocardii; Amphioxiformes; Branchiostomatidae.
UCGCGUUGCAUUGUGGGUAGUCACCACCAAUCCGCCAUCUUCGGGUCACAUCAGCAUGGCUUCCCUGGUCAGCAGAGUUCCGAGACUUCUCCAGGCCGUGGGCCGCACUCUGGCCGUCCAGGCCACUAGGAGUUACGCUGACGCGGCGGCUCCGGUUGGGAUGUCGUUUACCUUUGGGUCUCCGGCGGCGGCUUUCUACAAUGCCGCGACCAACGUGCGCCAGAUUGACGUCCCGACGUUCUCCGGUAACAUCGGUAUCCUCCCCAGCCACGUUCCCACGCUGGCCGUGCUCAAGCCGGGAAAACUCACCGUCUUCGAGGAUGAGGCCAUUAAUCAUUUUGUUGUGAGCAGUGGUUCUGUCACAGUGAAUGAGGACUCCUCGGUACAGAUCCUGGCUGAGGAGGCCUGUCGGCUGGAGGACGUUGACCCCCAGUUGGCCCGUUCAGGUCUGGAGAAGGCACAGCAGCAGCUGGCAGCGGCGACGACAGACGCAGAACGUACGGAGGCACAGGUGGCAGUGGAGUUCCACGAACAAGUGGUCAAGGCGCUAGAGUAACAGUGCUUUUGGCUGUCCCUGUCCAAUUAUCACCCGAUUUGACUAUGUAUGAAGUAGUAUGAGUAAAGUUGAGAAUAUCCUGAUACUUCUACCGUAUUAUUACCCGGUUUACCUGGAAUAAAUACCUUUACAAGAGAAAUAAA